Messenger RNA from Linum trigynum, 3500 nucleotides. The record is from the annotation of a GenBank genome assembly. NCBI's taxonomy places the organism in Eukaryota, Viridiplantae, Streptophyta, Magnoliopsida, Malpighiales, Linaceae.
GAAUAAACAAGGUACAUAGUUAGAUACGCAAACAUAAAAUUAAUAAGGAGCUACAAAUUUAUCUGAAUAAACAAAUUUUGAUAAGAAUGUUGAGAUCACAUAAAAAAUUAUCAUCAAGAACAUCCUUCUUAGAAGUAGGAGACAGUGAGACUCAAUAAAACAUCUCAUAUCGCCAACAAUAGAAAUAAGUACUAAUUAAACUUACCGCACACAAUUAGUCAUUUACUUUCUCUUUUCAUUUUCUUCCCAUAUUUUUUUUAAUAAUUUUUAUGUCUUCCCAUAUGUUGAUACAACUAUGUUGUCGCCUCACUUUUACCAUCUAUGAAGACAAAAAAAAAAAAAAACAUAGUGUUAAUAAUUAUUUAAACAUGAAAUAAGUUAACAUUGUUCCUUCCCCCUCGACACUUUGUUGAAAAUACAACUUGAAAGCAAUCAAUCAAUAAUGGAUCAAAGGAAAAGAAAGUUGAUCCUCCAAAGAAAAAAGAUAUAUUAGAAAACCGCAUAGCUCAAUCCAUAAAAAGAAAAGAAAUACAUAUCGUGUACAUGUAGCUAUAAUCUAUAUACAUAUCAUUGAAUGAAUGAAAGUUGAGAGAGUAGAGCAUAUACAAAGAAGAUUUAUCUGAACCUUUUGGUUAUUUGCAUGACAGUUUCGUGUUAAAAAACAUAUGAUGCAUCCAUACACAACACACAAUCCAUAAGAUAUACUUUCAACUUUGAUAAGGACAUUUUGAUGAGACUUAUUUUCAUAAAAGAAUUAAGAACCUAGUAAAAUAAUAGUUCAUUUCAUGUGUGCUAUAUAAUUAGUGAUUGUACAUAUUCUACAUGAGAUUGAAAAAAAUGGUUCGCUUAUUGGCAUUAUAUAGAAGAAAAAAAUCAUAGUAUUAUCACUACUUGAUCAAUUUCAAGAAAUUUGAUCAAAGUUAGGCAAUCAAAGAAAAUCAUAGGUGAUACACGAUUCGAUUAAAAUGACAUAUUGAGUGUCUUCAAAGAUUGUUCUUGCUUCUUCCUCAAUCAAAUAAGAAAAAAUAGAGUUCCCUGGCUAUAUCAUCAUACACAUAGCUAUAAGAGUUAGCAAUAAAAAUCCUAAAAAUCUGUCAUAUGAAGUUCAUAAAAAUAUAUGAUAUAUCACAGUGAAUCUCCUUUACAAGACUAUUUAAUGAAUAUGAACGAGAGAUGAGUAACGGAUUCUCAGAGUUAGAGGAGAACACUUCGAGAAAGUACUUGACUCAUGUUAAACGACAUAGCUGUUGGAAUAGAGUGUUCACCGGAGGUAAAAUUUAUUCCCACAAAAUCCUUUCAAAUUGUGUUUUCGUCAAUGAAAAGCUAUGUCUCUUGGUCAGGAAAAAAAAACCAAUCGGGAAAAAAAGAAUGCAAAAUACACUUGUAUGCCCAUAAUUUCGCACUUUGUGACAAUAAUAGUCAAUUUUUUGAAAAAUACAUAGUUGUAGCCACAUUUUCUAAACUUGUUUAGUAUUUCAAAUCCUGUAGAAGGCAAUAAAAUACACUGUAUAGCCAUUACAUUUAUAGCAACACUUUUUAAAGUUUUUACAAAUUUCGUAUACUAAUAAUUGCAAGCAAGUUCGAGAUUCAGGCCGAAUCAAAGUUACCAAGCAGAUGGAAGAGAAAUCAAAUAAGGAACAAACUACCGAAAAUAUUCAAGACUGAACAUUACAGACAAAUCGAAGAGCUCAUUUUACCAACUUAGUCAUCCAUGAAAAAAACAUACUUAUAUAUAUAGUUACAGAAAUCAACCUAAUCACAACUACCAACAAGUCUAGUGCCUAUCAAAUCCUGAACACUAAUAAAUACAGAGUUAUGAAUUUAUUCAAAACAAAAAUUCCAACUUUGAUAAGGACAAUUCGAUUGGACUUAUUUUCAGAAGAGAAUUCAUAACCUAAUAAAAUAGAAGUUCAUUUCAUGUGUACUAUCUAGUUAGUAAUUGUACAUAUACGACACGAGAUUGGAAAAAAAUUGUUCGAUCAUUAGCAUUAUACAUAAGAGAAAAUCAUAGUAUUACCACUACUUGGUCAAUUUAAAGAAAUUUGAUCAAAGUUAGACAAUAGACGAAAUACGAUUCGAUUAAAAGGAUGUAUGGAGUGUUUUCAAAGAUUGUUUUUGCUUCUGCCUCAAUCAAAUAACGAAAAACAGAGUUCCCUAGUUCUAUCACCGUACCCAUAACUAUAAUAGUUAGCAAUAACAAUUCUAAGAAGUGUCAUAUGCAAUUCAUAAAAAUAUAUGGUCUAUCAAAGUGAAUCUCGUUUAGAAGACUACUUAAUGAAUAUGACCGAGAGAUGAGUAAGGGGUUCCCCAAAGUUUGAGGAGAACACUUCGAGAAAGUAUUCGACUCAUGUUAUUCACCAGAGUAAAAGUCAUUCCAACAAAGACCUGUUAGAUUGCGAAACAAGAGCAAGGACCAUAUUGUGAAUUGGUAUAGAUUAAGUAUCCACAAGGGUAAUUACCUCACAAAUAAUUAUAAUAACCAAAACUUGGCACAUUCCUCCCACCUUCACUCUUCUAUUCCUUAAUCCUUCCCCAACUUCUCAUUUAUAAAUACCUCUCCCCCAAACCCAAAUUUCCAACCAACUGAAGAAAGAAACUCUUUCCUCCAUCAACUCCUCUGCCCACUGCAAAACCCAAAAGCAAAAACAAAAAAAAAACCAGUAGUUCCUCGACAGCCUCUCUACUAAUCCACCCCAUAAACACAACAACAAUGGGGAUCCGGAGCUUGUUGCCUUCAUCAAUGGUGGUCGGAGCCAAGAAGAUCAUGAAGAGGAAAAACCAUAACCACCAUUGUUAUCAGCAGCAGCAGCACUACUCUCAGCACAGCUUCCCCUUAGCAGCAAACGAUCACCACACCGCCGCCGCAGUGCCAAAAGGCCACAUUGCAGUCUACUUAUCUGGUGACGAUGAUCAUCUCCAAAUGAAGAGGUUCGUGGUGCCGAUUUCGUACCUGAACCAUCCGAUGUUCGGGGAGCUGCUCGACAUGGCGGAGGCCGAGUUCGGGUUCCAUCACGCCAUGGGAGCUCUGACUCUGCCUUGCGAUGAAGAUUCUUUCCUCCACCUCAUCUCUUCCCCUGCAUUUUGAUCCCAAUUCAUUUUAUGAUGUAAUUAGAAACAAAAUUUACAGACAAAACUAGCUGUAUGGUAUGUAGACCAAGAGAUUUUGAUUGGUUUCCAUAUUCAUGUAGAUCAAAGUAAAGCUAGUGUAGAGGGAAACAGAGUGAUUAUCAUUGAUUGAUGAUUAUACAUAUGUAAUAAGAUGGUGAUGAGUUAAUGAAGUUCCUAAAGAUACGAACUUUCGGAUGAAUAUGAUGAGUUAAUCGCAUUAAUCAAUUCGAUUGUGAUGUUAUUGGCAUACAUUAUUGCUUUGUUUCUUCGAGGACGAUACAGUAAUGCUUUGGCCUUACUGUAAUCCGUCCAAAUUUUGAGUACUGCUUAGCGUUUGAGAUCAUGAGAGAUUAGCGAGGGAGAACGUGAAGUAAUUAAGAGCCAUUAAUAUG